This is a messenger RNA of Loxodonta africana (African savanna elephant), 3299 nucleotides long. RefSeq names its product cerebellar degeneration related protein 2 like (gene CDR2L). The transcript is spliced from 5 exons. Lineage: Eukaryota; Metazoa; Chordata; Mammalia; Proboscidea; Elephantidae. The record is from RefSeq and is a predicted model, not a curated record. Bases 64 to 1458 code for a protein of 464 amino acids.
UCCCGGGCCCCGCGCCCGGGCUCUGAGCCCGUGGCCGCAGCGCUCGCCGCCGCCCGUCAGGCCAUGCGGAGAGCCGCCGGCAUGGAGGACUUCGCCGAGGAAGAGGAGCCCUGGUACGACCAGCAGGACCUGGAGCGGGACUUGCACCUGGCGGCAGAGCUGGGGAAGACGCUGCUGGAGAGGAACAAGGAGCUGGAGGAGUCAUUGCAGCAGAUGUACACCACCAAUGAGGAGCAGGUGCAGGAAAUUGAGUACCUGACCAAACAGCUGGACACACUGCGGCACGUGAACGACCAGCAUGCCAAGGUGUACGAGCAGCUGGAUCUGACGGCCCGCGACCUGGAGUUGACCAACCAGAAGCUGGUGCUGGAGAGUAAGGCUGCCCAGCAGAAGAUCUAUGGCCUAACAGAGACCAUUGAGCGCCUGCAGGCCCAAGUGGAGGAGCUGCAGGCUCAGGUGGAGCGGCUGCGGGGCCUGGAGCAGCUGAGAGUACGCCGGGAGAAGCGGGAACGCAGGCGCACCAUCCACACCUUCCCCUGCCUCAAGGAGCUGUGCACCAGACCCCCAUGUGAAGAUGCCUUCCGCCUGCACAGUUCCUCGCUGGAGCUGGGCCCGCGGCCCCUGGAGCAGGAGAAUGAGCGGCUGCAGACCCUGGUAGGGGCGCUGCGCUCGCAGGUGAGCCAGGAGCGGCAGCGCAAGGAGCGUGCGGAGCGCGAGUACACAGCUGUGCUGCAGGAGUACUCGGAGCUGGAGCGGCGGCUGGGGGAGCUGGAGGGCUGCCGGCUGCGUGUGCAGGAGCUGGAGGCCGAGCUCCUGGAGCUACAGCAGAUGAAGCAGGUGAAGACCUACCUGCUGGGCCGGGAGGAUCACCUGGCCGAGGCCCUACUCGAGCCGCUCACCCAUGCCCCUGAGGCUGAUGACCCCCAGCCAGGAAGCGAUGGGGACUUGGGUGCCCAGGAUGGCAUCUCCUCGCCGGCCACUUCCCCAGGCCACACUGUGCGCAAGAGCUGCAGCGACACAGCACUCAACGCUAUCGUGGCCAAAGACCCAGCCAGCCGGCACGCGGGCAACCUGACGCUGCAUGCCAAUAGUGUGCGCAAGCGGGGCAUGUCCAUCCUGCGGGAGGUGGACGAGCAGUACCACGCACUACUUGAGAAGUACGAGGAGCUGCUGAGCAAGUGCCGGCAGCAUGGGGCUGGCGUGCGGCAUGCCGGCGUGCAGACCUCAAGGCCCAUCUCCCGGGACAGCUCCUGGCGGGACCUGCGGGGGGUUGAAGAAGGCUCAGUGGAGGCCAAGGUGGGGGACAAGAGCCUGAGCCAGCACGUAGAGGCCGUGGACAAGCGGCUGGAGCAGAGCCAGCCCGAGUACAAGGCACUUUUCAAGGAGAUCUUCUCCAGGAUCCAGAAGACCAAGGCCGACAUCAACGCCACCAAAGUCAAGACGCACAGUAGCAAGUGAGGCUUGCCUGCCUACAGCCUCCCCAGACCCAGGCGUAGGAGUCCCUCUCACCUGGCACCUGCAGCCUCCCCAGGCCCGGGUGUGGGGUCCCUUGCCUGGUGCAAGCAGCCUCACCAGGUCCAAGUGUGGGGUCCUUCUCACCUGGGGCCUUCAGCCUUCCUGGGCCCAGGCAUGGGAUCCCUCUCACUGGGGCCUUGCAGCCUGCAGUGAGAGAGCAAGCCCUUGAGUACCAAUACAAAAGAGCAGGUGGCCACUCCAGAGAUACAGGAGGAAUGAGGCCGCUCUGAUGCGGUAGUAUGUGGGGUAUCUGCAUGUGUUCGGCUGUUAGGGGAGGCAGCCAAAACACAGCCUGCUUCCAGGAACCCUGACCACCUACUGCAGCCCAGAAUUUAAAAGCCAAACGUUCCCACUCCCCUGGCAGGUCACCAGCUCUCCCAGUUUCCUGGCUUCCUGACCCUGUGCCUCGCCCUCAGCUUUGCAACCAGGCUUCUCAAAGCCAUUCUGAAUCAGUUGGCUUCUUUUCAGAGUUCUGUUUUUUGAGACCUUUGCAAUGCAAGGUCUCCCUAACCCUUUGCCACCACUGGAAACACUUGAAGGGGGACCCUGGAGCCAGCUCUCGCAGGUUCUAGGGCUCCUGGACUAUUCACUGCUUCUCCCCAGCUGAGAUGCGCUGCCAUUCCAUAGCACCAGCUCUCCUACCCCAGGGUCCUGACCAGGUCAGAGGUGGUCCCUGCUCUGUGAGUGGGAAGCCUCAGCCAGGCCCCGAGCACUUCCACGCCAGCUCCUGUGAGGCCUGGCUUCUGCCCUGGGAUCCUGGACCUCCAGUGAUGUAGCCAAUCAGAGGAGGGGAAAAGGGCGCACCCUAGCAGCCAUACAGGAGACGGGCACCCUCUUUCCCUCCUAGCCAGCCACCUCGGGUUCCAGCCCCUGAAAUGCCUUCUGGGUUAAGCCUUCCAGGGCCGGGGCAGCAGGAAGCCCCCCAUCUCUGCAUACCACCUCUGACGUGCCGAGCUUGACCUCUGCCCCCACUCAGGGACCGUGACAUUUCAUUCACUCCCACGGCCCCCACUGGCUGACCCCAGUGCAAGUCCUACUGCCCCCAGAAUGACCUGGGCAUGUGCCAUCAGCCAGUGGUCCCAGCAUCAGUCCAUGCCCCCCACCCCACACUGGGGGCUGCAAGAUUCUCGCCCCACACUGGAUAGUAUUGCAUCGGGACAGGGCAGGGAACGUGUGUUUUCUCUCCCAAAAAAUGCCUGCUCUUAACCUCCUUUUGGGGGGACUUUUGAGGACUCAGCUGGGUCAGGGGUUUAAUCUUUUAAGUCUCCACAAAGCCAAGCUUCAGCUACAAAAUGCCUGGGGUCCCCAGCUUGCCCUCAGCAGUUCUUCAGGGCCUCCUGUUCCUCCUGCCGCCCACCUGAGACCCCAGAAAUAGGAGGAGCUAUACAUUCUGGUGGAAGGCAGUGGUCUGGCCUCUGUGUCAGAGCCCAGGAGGGAAACUUCAUGCCUUAUUUAUUUCUAGCGGAUAAAGGGGUUUUCUUAACAAGCAUGCCUGACGCCCUGGAGGCACCACCCUGCUCCAGGCCACACUGUGAAGAGGGCUGGUGGCUGGCUCCUUCCGGUCACAUCCCCGUAACUCAGAACUUUUGUCUUUUGGGGCUGGGCAGCUCCCGGUCCUCCGUGUGUCUCUGUCAUCCAGGGUGGGGGGAAGGGCCUCAUCCUAAUCACACCCCAGCUCUGUAGCAGCCGACCAGCGUCACCUUUGGAGUAUAUGUGAGAGAAAUAUAUUUACAAAUGCUUUAUUCUCUUCUUUAAUAAAAAACGCACCAGUAUUCUGAAAACAA